Messenger RNA from Candidula unifasciata, 1494 nucleotides. NCBI's taxonomy places the organism in Eukaryota, Metazoa, Mollusca, Gastropoda, Stylommatophora, Geomitridae. The record is from the annotation of a GenBank genome assembly.
AUGAGUGUCGCAAUUCGACACGUCUGGAUAAUCCAGCUGCCCAUAACAGGAGUCAAAAAGGCAACUAUACUUUUCAGCAGGAAGUUUCCUAGUGUUGAAAAAAGAUCGAAAUUGACUCAUGGAGAAGCAUACAUACCAGUACCGCAGGCGUCAGACAUGCUUCAGUUGUUGGUUCAGGAGAUUUCCCAGACCUACAAUGCCACACAGUUUAUACCCAGUAGAGACCGGUGUGACCUGCCUAUCCAGAAGCCAGUUCAUAGAAUUUUUACAGAUGGGGGUGUUUUAUGGCCUGUGGUUGCCAUUGAGAAGAAUGGUUUACUGCUUUGCUGCAUGCCUCUGGUUGAAGGGACUGAUCACAUCACUGACAAUGCUAGCAUCCCAGUCAUAAAUAUUCCCUCCAUACCACUUGGUGUUUCACUGCUGGAGACGCUGGCUGAGUAUUUGAAAGUAUCUAAACUUGAGAUGCCAAAUAGACUUUUGGAGUUACCAUCAUUCAUAAAUGAGGUUGCACCAUUCGGCUUGGUGAGAGAUGGUUCUGUAGACAAUCUCUGUGCCCGCCUGGCCAACAAACCCUGUAUGGUGACCAAAUCCCACAAGGUAGCAGCAUGGAGGUCUGCAGGCUACAAGGGGAAGUCAUCCUUGCAAGUUUGUGUCACCGAGUACAUCAAUGCCUCCCAGUGUGCACAAGAAACCUGGCAAGACAUUUCUCAGGUGUAUGGAGAGGUGACCUGCAAGGCUGAGUUUGAAGGUGCUGGAGUCAACAUAACACUGAACAUUGCCAACCAAGGAGACGGCCUGAGCAUACCCCUGGAUAUGCUGACUGUGCACCCUUGUAUGGAGAGAGCUGAUUGGCAGGAUCAUGAUCUAGCAAAUGCAACUUCUCACAGUGCAUCUCGAAGAGUGAGAUUCUCUCCCCCUUUGGAACAUUUUACUUUAUGUACUUACACAGUCAAACGUCUCUUGGAGCUGCCAAUAUUUGGAGUAUAUCAUUUGAAACUGGAUGAUACAAAAGCUUCUAUAACAGUACAGCUGAAACUGAAUGAUCAAAUAAAGAACAACUUUGAAGUUUGUGAAUUGCACAUCCCAUUUUACACAAGAGACAAGAUAUCAAAUGUGGAUGGAACACCGACACAAGGCUCAGUGUCUUUGUCCUCCAGCAAGAAAGUGUUAAUUUGGAACAUAGGUCAAAAGUUCACUAGCAAGGACCAACAGGCCUCGUUGGCAGCAACAGUUACUUUUGCUAGUGCUGACCAGGGACUACCAGCGCCAUCAGUGGAAGAUGCUUUCUGUAGGGGAAAUAACUCUUAUGCGCAGUUAAAUUUCAAAAUUCAAGACUUUACCAUGUCAGGCUGUUGGAUUGAUCCUAAAUCUAUACAAGUCUCGCCAUCAACUAAAUUCAAGCUACAGCUCAAUCGUGAAUAUCUUUCUGUGGACUACAAAAUUUGGAACUCUGGAGGAGAAGCUUUGACGACACAGGCAGUACAUGAGGUUUAA